Malus domestica (apple) is the source of this 834-nucleotide messenger RNA. RefSeq lists its product as uncharacterized. The record is from RefSeq and is a predicted model, not a curated record. NCBI's taxonomy places the organism in Eukaryota, Viridiplantae, Streptophyta, Magnoliopsida, Rosales, Rosaceae.
AUGAAAUCUUUGAGCAGUGUGGGACUUGGGUUAAGUGUGGUUUUUGGCUGCCUUUUCUUAGCUCUGAUUGCAGAGCUUUACUAUUUACUGUGGUGGAAGAAGAGAUUUACCAGCAGAGAGAUUGACAGUGGCUACAGCAGCAGCCCACAGAAGGAAAUCUUCUACAUGUUCUGCUGGAGAAGAAGCACUUGCACUCCCUCCCGAAACCCCACAGGUAUCUGUGCUUCAUUGAGAAUGUCAGAAACCCUAGUCCAUGAACCAAGCAGCAACAAUCUGGUGCUCAAAUCAUUUGAGGAGGAAGAUUUGGAUGCUGAGCUCAUGAGGCUGCAGAAUGCUGGUGGGGGCCCACCAAGGCACCUGUUCACAAUUGUGGAGGAAACAAAGGAGGAUUUGGAGCAACAGUCAGAGGAUGGUGGGUGGAGGAGCCAGAAGGGUUCUAGGAGUAAGAGUCUGAGUGAUUUGCUUGUGGGAUUUGAGACUCCAUAUCUGACACCUCUUGGUUCUCCAACACUUUUCACACCUCCUCUCACUCCCCAGCAGGGUUUCAGCCCACUCUUUGAGUCAAAAUCUGAUGCAGAAUUCAACAGAUUGAGGUCCUCUCCUCCUCCAAAAUUCAAGUUCUUGCAGGUUGCUGAGGAGAAACUUAGAGUAAAAUUGCAGGAAAAAGUUCAGAAUAUUGAUGGAAAUGCUGAGGAAGAUGGUUCUUUCAUCACAAUCAUUGUUGACAAGAACAAAGAAAAGUGCCAUUCGUCAAGCACUUCACAGGUUCUUCCGUUAGUUUCUUCACCUUCAGGAUUCAGAUCAACAAUUGGGAAGAAACCCAAUUUACAUUAG